AUGUAUAAUAAUGAAAGCUCAGCGGGCGUAACGGUAAUCGACGACUUUAAAGACGAUUGUGUGCCAAAUCUGCAGUUAUUUUUGGUAUGUUACACCUUGAUUCAAGAGUUAUGUUAAUUGAAAGUCUAUUUUAUACGCCAAAAAUAAAAAUGAAACAAUAUUUUGUCAAGAAAAACGACAUUUUGCAAGCUGAAAAAGCAUGUAACAAAUUUUUGAGAAAGGAAGACUUGACGCAAAGUUAAAUUUCUUUUGGGUCAAGUCUUUCUGUGGAGUAGGAAAAUAUUUGACAGAUACUAUCGAGUAGAAUUGUUACACUUUUUUAACAUUUUAAGGUUAAUUUUUACAUUUUCAGCCAUUUAAAUUCAUAUUUGUUGGUCUCCUCGGUGCCACAAUAGCACUAUGCUCAAUAUUCCACAACCUUCUGCUCAUCCACACCUUCCAAACCUCAUCCACAUUAAGAAAACGAAGGUUAACAUACCUGAAAAGCGUAUGUUUGUGUGACAUCUUGACUUCGGUGUCGUAUCUUUGGAUCAUGAGUGGUCAGAUAUAUGCAGAGUACUUUGAAUGGGAAUGGCUAUUCGGUGCCUGGCAUUACGUACUCAACUUCACCUUCACCAUAUCUAAUGUCAACAUUUGUACGGGUUCGUUUUUACUGGUGGCUGCUACUUUGGAACGGUAUUUACAGAGCGUGCCGAGGGAACGGUGUGUUAAUCUUAUAACUUUUUUGUGAUUAGGCUACCUGUGAUAAUAUAGUGUUAUUUAACGAUGUAUUUGCUUGUAAAAUUUACAUUUUUGAAAAAGGACAUUGCUUUUAUGAUGAUAUUGUUGUAGUUGUGCUAAAAUGGCUAAAACAAUGGCAAAGAACCGCUCUUGUGGAGUGGCAAUGGCUGUGUUAUUGGCGGUAAUAUUUCGAGGCAGUAUCUUCUUUGAAAUUGAAGUAAGUUUAGCACUUUAUGAUAAUACCGCCAUGUAAAAAUGUAGUAUAAAUUCUUUUUUCAUUAUCGUUUUAUUCUGUAAUCGAAAAAUGAUUUUGAACUUCCAGAUUUUCUACCGCAAAUGCACAGGUUUGGCAGCUAUGGGAGUAAAGCUAAGUGAUCUGGCGUUGGAGCCUGGCUACAACACUGUGUGGAGAUUCUGGAUCCGUCGUCUGGUCACAAUAUUCUUGCCUUUCUUUAUCAUGGCUUGGUGUAAUGCAAUGAUAGUGCUGAGCACCCAAAAGAAGGAAAAAGGAACGUUCUUGAGAGCGCUGAUCUGGUUCAAUGCUGAUGGGAAACCGUAGGUCUUAAGGGAUUUUUUUGGUAUUUUGCAGAGUUUAAAACAGAAAUAGAAUAAAUGCUAUAAUACUUCUAGAGCGCAUAAUAAGGUAUAUUUUUGCAAGUUUGUAUAGAGAUUAGUUAUUGUAAAACUUAGUUAUGAUUGUUUAAUGUUUGGAAAUUGCUGAAUAAUCAAAAUUUUACGUCAUCUUUUACAGAGUAACUCCAUCAGCCCCACGAAGUCGAGUGCGUGCUGCUACUCGAAUGUUGAUAGCGGCCGUAACUCUGUAUCUUUGUGCCAACUUCUUGGAUGUCUUCAUCUCAACUUGGGAGUACAUCGACGCUUCAUCGCUACAACAACUGGAUGGAUUCUACACAAUCGCUACGGAUGUAUCGUCGUUGUUGUCGGUGGUGGCAGCCGCGGCUCGCUUGCCAGUGUACAUGAUGACGGACAGAUUCAUCCGGGAGGAGAUUCAAGAAAGAGUAAGCAAUUUAUGGCCUGUCCUACGUAAACUGGUCUACAGGUCUGGCCCCCACGAACCGAGCUCGAAACUGAUAAGGACGGCCUGAACUGGCUAUCCCGGCGCACGCUAGGAUGGCUGGAUCAUGUGCGGCACUGGAGCGAGCUCAACGAGAAACAACAAGUUAUUAUUGUGUAG
Molecule: messenger RNA, 1912 nt
Organism: Bursaphelenchus okinawaensis
Lineage: Eukaryota; Metazoa; Nematoda; Chromadorea; Rhabditida; Aphelenchoididae
Source: the annotation of a GenBank genome assembly